Plasmodium vivax (malaria parasite P. vivax) is the source of this 8139-nucleotide messenger RNA. RefSeq lists its product as hypothetical. The coding region runs from base 1 to 8139 and encodes 2712 amino acids. NCBI's taxonomy places the organism in Eukaryota, Apicomplexa, Aconoidasida, Haemosporida, Plasmodiidae. The transcript has a single exon. The record is from RefSeq and is a predicted model, not a curated record.
AUGGCGAUAAAGAAAGGCAGAGGGGCGUCCACGAAACCGAAGAAGAGAAACAAGCUAAGGAACAUCAUCGACGAUGACUACAGCUCGGAGCUAAGCAUAACGGCAGUCGGGGAACCCGACUACAACGAAGUGUUUGAGGUGGAAAAAAUCGUCAUGGCGAGGUACAAAUUAAACAUAAAGAGAAAAAAAAAUAGGAAGGAAGAAAGUCUCGACAAUUUUGAAUUCUUUAUAAAAUGGAAAAACUACGAUAGUGAUGAUAACACGUGGGAACCAUUCGAAAAUUUAAGCUCAACAUUGAAAGGCCAAGCGAGAAAAGCAGCACUGAAGUUGACAGAAGAAUUAGGAAUUGUAAAUAGCAAUGGAGCCAGUGCGAUUUCCAGCAUUGGCAGUACUGCAGGUGUCUCCACAGGGGUGGUAGGAAACUCGGGAAACAAUACAAAUGCAUUAAGCGCAAUGAGCGGCAUGGUCCCAUUGAGUGGUAUGGGUCCCAUGAGUGGCAUGGGUCCCAUGAGCAGUAUGGUCCCUAUGAGUGGCAUGGGCCCAAUGAGUAGUAUGGGCCCAAUGGGGAGCAUGGUCCCAAUGGGCAGUAUGGUCCCAAUGAGCGGCAUGAACGGAAUCGGUGUAAACAACACAAGCAAAAGGAAAAAGGGAAUGAUCAACUCGAUGAAAAACGAAAUGAUGGAAAAAAAUCGAACAGGACUUCCAGAUGAAGAAGAGGAAGAGGACGAAGGAGUACGGGGGCCAAAAAUUUUAGCAAACGAAAUGGAUUCCUCAAAUAAUCAUCCCAAUAGUUGCUUCCCCAGAAAUAUGAUGGAGGAUGAUGAAGACGAUGAAGAGGAAGACGAUGACGAUUUCAUAAAAAAUGAUACCCUCUUUAAAAAUAUGAGCAUGAACAUGAAUCUGAGCAGCGCUAUCAAUGAGCAUUACGAGAAAAACGACGCACCAUUUGGUCAUCGGAAAAAAUUGGGAAACAUCAAAAGCAUCCUCUGUAUAUCCAACCGAAUUAACAACAUCGGGAUUUCAAAUAAAAAUGAAAAAAUAGCUAACCACGCAAAAAAUAAAAUAUUGGAACGCCUUGACAAAAAUUAUUACAUGAGACAGAAAAAUAAAUUUAACACCAUUUUGCAGAAUAAUAAAAAUCUCUUGGACCAUUUUAUCAACAGCAGAAAUCAGGAGCUGAGCAAUGAAACGGGCAAAAGUGCCAGGAGCAGCGAUUUGAACAUCUUUGAUCAUUUCGAAAGUAAUUAUGACGAGGACAAGAGCGACCUGCAUCACUAUCCGUACCUCUCCCACAGCCACAGUCACAGCCGCAAUCGAAAUAGGAGCCACAGCCACGGUCGCAACCACGGCCAAAUGGGCAGUCAAAUGAGCAGCCAGAUGAGCAGCCAAAUGGGCAGUCAAAUGCACAGCCAAAUGCACAGCCAAAUGCACAGCCAAAUGCACAGCCAAAUGAGCAGCCAAAUGAGCGGCCAACUGCACAACCAACUGCACAAUCAACUGCACAACCAACUGCACAACCAACUGCACAACCGGGUGCACGCCCACAGCCGCCACCACACACACGCAUACGACGACCCAAGCAACUUGCCAGCGGAGAGUUAUAAGAAGCAGAACGGAAUGAGCUUUUCGAAAAAUGUGACCAAUGAUGAUACUUACCUGUACUGGAAAGUCAGGGACAAGAGAAAGUAUGAGUCCCUCAACAUGGGCUACAGCAACAACUGUGCGGGUGCCAGCAGCAGAAUGGGCAACGGGGAUGUGCCCUUCGGAUUCGAAAGCAAAGGUUUGAAGAAGUUGAAUCGGAGCAGUAACAAUGGCAGCAGUACGCACGGCAGUAGUAACCAUGGGGGAAGCAACCAUGGCAGUAGUAACCGUGGGGGAAGCAACCAUGGCAGUAGUAACCGUGGGGGAAGCAACCACGGCGGCAGCAACCAUGGCGGCAGCAAUCACGGCGGCAGCAUCCACGGCGGCAGCAUCCACGGCAGUAGCAAUCAUGGAAGUAGCAACCACGGCAGUAGCAACCACGGAGGAAGCAACAACGACGGAAGCAACCACGGCAGUAGCAACCACGGCAGUAGCAACAACGAUGGAAGUAACAAUGACGCCACCAACAACAGUAGCGGAAACAACAACGGUAGCGGUAACAGUAACAGUAAUAGUAAUGGCGGCGCGAACAGCAACGUGGCUGACCACGGAGAUAACGGGGACCACACAUAUGAGGAUGAAUUUUUACCCAAAAGAAGGUGCAAUUCGUCGAGCUCAUCCGAACGAAUCUACAUGACGGAGGAAGUGUUUGAUCAGUUUGGCGGGAAAGCCACUUUUGAAAAAUGCAAAAAAAAGGGGGAGGUAGACGAACAGCAACCAUUCAGCAGUAGCAACAAGGCGAGAAAGAGUUAUCCCAAAAUUGUUGCAUCAUCAGAUGGAAGGAGUAAUAAAAAGGACGCAUUCUACAUGAACGAAUUUUAUGGGAAGCAAAACAACCAGCAGUACAUCAUAGUGAAGAACGAGUUGAUGGAUGAAGAGAACAUGAGUCCCAAGGAGAAAAGAAAAUUUGUCUCUUCCCAUUUGAGCAUCGCCAAAGGGGUGGAGAGCGAGAAGGUUAGCAACAGCAGUCGCAGCAGCAGCAGUUGCCUGAACAACGGCAGCGCAGCCGGUGCCGCUGCGCCCCACUACAGCAGCAGUCACGUGAAGAAGAAGAAGAUAAGCGAGAGCGUAAAGAUCGACCACCGGGAGAAGUACGUCAACCAUGUGGGUAGCGCUAACGUCGGUGGAAACGUCAGCGGGAACGUCGGUGGAAACGUCAGCGGGAACGUCGGUGGAAACGUCAGCGGAAACGUGAGUGCAAACCUCAGCGCAAACGUGAGCGGAAACAACUGCCUGAACAAGCUCAACGUCGGGGAGAACAACAACAUCAUCGACAACAACAACAACAACAACAACAACAGCAACAACAACAGCAACAACAACAACAACAACAACAGCAACAACAACAGCAAUCACAACAACCACAACAACAACAACCACAACAACAGCAAUCACAACAACAACAACAACAACAACAACAACAACAACAACACGUGCAUUAUAAACCACAACAACACGAACUACAUCACCAUCAACAACCACAACAAGAAACCGCUGUACAAAAAUAAAUCGCCGUCGAAAUUGUCAUCAGGAAAUAUUUUAAAAAAAAAAGUGAGCACCUUUAAAAAGAGCUUGAAGAAGUUUUCCAAAAAUGGAACCACCACACAUGUGCACACCUUAAACAUACAUAGGCUGAAUGGAAUGAAUGGAGUGAGUGAGAAGAAGGGGACCUACAGAGACUAUGAGCACACGUCCAACUCGAGCGAAAUUACCUAUAGGAAGAAGUAUGCAACGGAUAAUAUGAAUUUUUACACAGAUGAGAGAAUGCACUUUGAAGACCAUGGGGAGAAGAAGGCCAAGACCUGCUUCAUGCAAGAGAAUGAAGAUGCUCAUCUGAGUGCCGAGUACGUGGAUGUGAUAGACAGGAGCAAGGGGGCACCAGUUAGUAGCGGUGCAAAUAUGGGUGGAAGUAGCGUUCGAAGCGGAAGUAACAGCCUUAGCGGGGGAAAUACUUCUAGCGGGUGUAACAACCAGGGAAGGUGCCGUAACAGCGCGGAGGAACACACUUUCGAGGGAAGCGAGCCGUACCUCUCCAACGGACUACACAACGUGAACUCCCUCUACGAAAUGUACAUGAAUGAUCGAAGCGACAGAAUGGGUAGCAUACCAGAGGAGGGCAAAGGGCAAGAAAACGACUGCCACUACAAGCAGGAAGAGGACAAAAACGAAAAAGGGUACCCAAAAAGUAAAAUCAACUUUUUGCCAGAAAAGGGGUACCAAAAGGAAAACACGGCGGAUAGCCUAGGCAGAAAGAGCGCCAUCAACUUCAUGCAAGAUGACGUAAACAAAGAAACGCAAAACAACGCAAGUGGAAAUGCCAUUCCUAGGCUCCUAUUUAACAGCUCAGAAAAUUACACGUCAGAUGAGAUCCUCAAUACGAAUAACACCGAAUAUGAAGAGAAUGAAGAGGAAUCGCUUAACAAUAGAAACUACCCAAGGAAAGAAAAAAACGUGGCAACGAAUUGCUACGAAAGAGGGGCAGAUGAUAAGCUGAAGGAUGGUAGCAGUAGCCAAGUGGCUAGUGGUGCCAACCUGGAGAGUAAAAAGAGUCUGCAUAAGAGUCACCCCCAAAUGUAUGCAUUGGCGGAGGAAAAAUAUGCUCUCAACCAGUUUGCCCCGCAAGAUAUGAAAUACUUUGACGAGGUGCACAACGACGAGAGGGGCAAUGGCAAUGAGGCGAUUAGCUCCGGAGAGUAUGCCGAUGGGUCAGUCGUGGGGAAGAGCGGCAAAAGCGAUGUGAGGAGCAUGGCCAACAUAAAAGACGAAGACGAUGAGGAGGAAGCAGAAGAGGAAGAAGACGAAGAAGAAAUACUCGAAUACGUCCGAAACGUUUUCAACAAAAACGGGUCCUGUGCUAGCCGAAGCGCAAGUGUUAGCGGCAGCGUGCAUGACAAAAAGGAGAGUUCAAACGGAUACCCCAGAAAUGCAGCUCAGAAGGAACAGAUGGAAAACGCAGACUCUUUUAAAAAAAUUAAACACACCGAUUCGGAUGCCCCAAACAUGAAAGGAGGUGAAGAGGGGAAGAAGAAAAAACCGCAAGGGAUUAGCAGCUCGGUCGAUGCCACUGACGAUGUGAGGCUCAAACUGCAGGAGAGCAAAAACAGCGCGUUGCAUACACACGAUGAGGAAGUGAAGAAUCAUCGUAAGGGAAACUACUCCUCGAGUGACACCUCAAACAGGGUGGGCGGCGCGAAAAAAGUGGGUCACUACAAGAAGGGGGAUCCGAGGAGGGCGGACCACCACUCAGUUGGCGCCUACGACAGUGGCGGUAGCAAUGUGGACGCAUCGGGCAGCAUUGUCGGGAACGCUAUCGGCAGCGUUGUCGGCAGCGUUGUCGGCAGCGCUAUCGGUAGCGCUGUCUGUAGCGCUGCUGGUAGCGUUUCCGGAGGCAGCUGCCAAGACGCUGAUAUGAUAAUAAACAUAAAGGACGUGUUGAGCACGGAAAAUGAAAAGUGCGACUACUACAUCAGCUUCUUGGAAAACGUCUUGAGCGCGCUGAAGGAGAAGCGGUCAUGCCAAGCGGACGAAAACGAUUUGAUAAACGAACUGAAGCUGAACGUCGCUUCUCACAAAAACAUGGAAAUUGUGAAGAGGACCCCAAAUUUGGCGCACAAGGAUUUGCAGCAUCUUUCAGAGGAUAAACAGAUGGCCAUAAAUAAUCAUCGAAAAAUGAAUAGCAAGUGCCCUGACGAGAUGGGAAAAUUUCCGAAGUACCCAAAGAAGGUCCUUUUUGAGAAUACACACCAGGAUGUUAACAAGCCCAAGCAGAUGCGAUUAAAGAAUAUUCUCUACAGCUGCAACAGUAUGGUAGCUGAUGGUGUCGGAAGUUGCAACAGUGGCACUAUCAGCGGAAGCAACAGCAGCGGCAACUGCAGUAGUGGCAGCUGCCCCCCCUUUAAGGCAAACCACGACGUGCAUGCCGAGGAGGCGAACGGGCCGAGUACUCAUCAUUCCCACUUUGCGAACAAGCCGAACUCGGAGCGAAAAACAAAUGGGGAGAAAAAAGUCUUGACAUCCCACCUGAGCAAAAAAGGCGAGAAAAAGAAAAAGAAGAAAGAAGUGGAUGAGGAGAUCGCGUCGAAGGUGAACCCAAGCGGCAAAACGGGGGCGGCCAAAAAGACGGAGGCGCUAAAAGUGGACCAUGCGCGGGAGCCCAAGUCGUUACAAGAUGUCUCCAAUCAAAGCGGCGUUAACCAAAGCGGAAGCGGCCAAAGUGCCAGCGGCGCAGAAGCUGUGGAGCCCAAAGUGAAGUACGCAAAACUGGAAGCGCUGAACAUCCCCAUUGUCAAAAUGAAUUACAUGGAGAGGUACUUCGAGUACAGCGAGUCCAUCGACAAGCUGGCCCUCAACAACAUAGACGCUCUCAUAAAAAACAUGAACGUAAUAAAUUUCUACAACGGAAAAAAUAAAAACAGCAUAAAUUUUAUUAAGGGGAAUUUCCAAGUGCACCUGCUGGAAUCUUACACCAACAUUUUGCUCUACUUUGAUAUCUUCAACGAUUUUAGAAAUUAUAAUUUUAUUUUUAAAAAUUGCGAGUUUAUUAACAUUCUGCUGGAUUAUGUGUGUGACACAAAAACGGAGAGCAGGAAUUUCAGCUCAGACACUUCGCUGAACGAAUUGGCAAAAAACAUUUUGCUGUUUGAUGAAAUUUUUAAAUUGAAUAACAAAUUAAAUGAGUUUUUUAAGGAUAUCUUUUUGUCUCUAAAUGUGAAGCCCAAUUUGUUCUUUUUUCCUUCUCCGGAUUAUUUUGAGCGAUUCUACUUGCACUUGAGUGCCAAAACGGAAGCUGCAGAACAGGCGAGCCAAGACGAAAGGGGCAUGGAGGCCGGGCAGGAGGAAGAGGCAGAUCGAGACACCGCACAGGCGUACCAUGAUGUGCAGUCAGAGGAAAGCCGCACGCAGGGGAACACCGGCGGUAGCAACGCGUGGGAGGGUUCACCAGCGAACGGUGGGGGGCAGGAGGAAGGUAGCGAAGAGGUGAGCCAAGAAGUUAGUCAAGAAGUCAGCCAAGAAGUCAGCCAAGAAGUCAGCCAAAAAGUCAGCCAAGAAGUCAGCCAAGAUGCUAGCCAAGAAGUGAGCAACGAGCCAAGCAACGACGCGGGGGUGGCCGCCGAACGAGCCGCUUCCCCUCCGGAGGAAGAAAACAGCGCAGAGGGAGAAGCACAAAUUAGAGAAGUAGAAAACGGAGUGGAGGAAGAAGAGCCGUUCGCACCCCUACCGCACUUGUCCACACCGACCGAUGAGCCACUCACCCAGUGGGAGAGUAAAAAUGAAAAAGAAGUAGAGGGCGAUCACCAUUACGAUGAUAAGGAGCACGCACCAAGUGAAGAAACGCAUGGAAGCGACCUAGAAAAGAAGGCAGGAGCAGAGGCUGAAGUGCAGAAUGAUGACCCAUUGGGGGAAAACGAACCAAACGAGGAAGCAAACGUGCCUCCCUAUGCAGUUACAACUGACAGUGGAUCAAACCAAAUGGCUGACGAGACCAAUACCGAUGAGUUAACCCAGUUAGGCACCCUACAAAGAACGAAUACUGGUGUGCACAUCGAUUCGAACAGUCAGCUGGAAUGCAUCCCCAACGGUUCCAACAACCAAGUGGAUGGUUCCUCUGUUCAGCAGAAUAACCUCACUGGGGGAGACGCCGCUACGAAAGAGGUUACAGAAGAUCCUCCUAACCAGGACCCUCAUUUAGAAUCCAUUUGGGAAACGCAAAAUGAAAGUCAUGUUGUGAUGAAUCAGUCCGAUGGCGCACCUCUACUACAUGGUGGCAAAGAAGAAGGGGACUUAAAUGAGAAGCCACCUUUUCAGAUGGCAUUAACUGUGGGAGAGACUCCAGAAGGAGGAAAGGAACCCUCGCAAAGUGAUGCCCCCAAUGAGAAGAUCGACGGUGAUGUUAUUCUUAAUGAGGAUGAGGGGGAUGGAGAUAAAGAGAGUAGCACUGUUGUUGCUCCCGCGGAGGGGGGAGAAAAUGGUCUAAUUGGUGAGUCGGUCGAAAAAUCAGUGAACGACCAAUUUAAUAAGCGAAACUGUAGCAACAGCAGCGCAGCCACGGCCACCACCACCAGCGCCACUGUAAACAUCAAUGGUAGUGCGCAAAAUGUGUGCAAAGAUAACACGGAUGCGAACCCCUGCCGCAAGAAUGACACCGACAGUGACGAUUAUGAAGAUAAUAAUAACUCGGGGCGAAGCUUCUUCAAGGGGAAUGAGCGCGCCAGCCUGGGUAAUAACAGCGGCAACUCGCAGAAUGCCGGCGGCUGCACUGACGGCUCGAAGAGCGCCCAGGGGAGCGGCAGCAAGGGUGGCAGCAAGAGUGGCAGCAGGAGCGGCAGCGAUAAUGAUAAGCUUGAUGAAAGCGAUGACAUCGGCAGGGACAACGCCACCGGGAACGACCGCGCCAACGACAGCGGCAAUGACGCAGCCCUGUUCAAACAGAAUGACGACAUCAUGAAUGCUGAUGACAGCCAGAGCGACAUCCCCCUCAUUUCUCUUCUCAAAACGUGA